This is a messenger RNA of Hippopotamus amphibius kiboko, 8730 nucleotides long. RefSeq names its product Rho guanine nucleotide exchange factor 19 (gene ARHGEF19). The transcript is spliced from 16 exons. NCBI's taxonomy places the organism in Eukaryota, Metazoa, Chordata, Mammalia, Artiodactyla, Hippopotamidae. Gene Ontology annotation, biological process: activation of GTPase activity; regulation of actin cytoskeleton organization. The record is from RefSeq and is a predicted model, not a curated record. The coding region runs from base 4789 to 7200 and encodes 803 amino acids. Gene Ontology annotation, molecular function: protein binding; guanyl-nucleotide exchange factor activity.
UGACCACGCCCCUCUGCCCGCCCCCAGGCCUAGGCUCAGCUUUCUUGCCCCGCCCUCUUGUUUGGCCUCGCCCAGAGGGAGGAUUGGCCGCUUGCCCUCAAAUUUCCGCCUGGCCCCGCCCUUCAUCCAGCCCCGCCCAUGCCACGCCCCUUCUUUUACAUUAUUUCCACCAGAGUCGCUUCUGCUCUGGAGGGCCCCACUGAUCAGCCUGACCUAGCCUUGCUUUUCGGUCCGCUGCAGCAGGGGCGCUGUCCCCGGAGCCCAGGACGCAGGGUCGAGUGAGGCGAGACUGCCCUUCCAAGACCCUAGUUCCCCUAGGAUCCUUCCUCCUUUGGGGCCCUCUGCUUCCAGCUAGGGGUCUGGGCAGUACCUUGGCCAGCGGCCCCAAAGAUCGGCCGUGGAGUUGGGAUGAGAGGGCUAGGGUUCUCUGAAGACCCUAGUACUGCAUUGCCGCCCUCUCCAUGUUCCCAGGCUCCUGCCCUAUGUGAAGCGCUGACAAUAAACCUCUCUGUGCCCCAGCGUGCCACCUCUCCAUGGACACCUGGUCCCCAACCACUCUGUGCAGUCUCCUCAUCAUGUGAUGAUGCUCUGGGGGGGCUGAAGUGAAUAUGAACGAGUGAAGGGACCUAACCUCUCUGAACUGAAUGGUCAGCAGUUGCUAAGGGAGAGCUCAUUAGGGUCUGGGUGUGGACCUCCUGCCCCGUAUGCUCAUCAAGGUCUAUAGUGUGUCAAUAACAAUAAAAGGGUUUAGCUAGGUUAGCUGAGACGCCUCCCAAUGGACUUUCACACUUUUCACCAGAUCCUCCCCAAAGCCUGGUGAGGCAGUACUGGGCAGUAGUUAAGGGCACAGAUUGGUGGUGGAGUCACAGACCAGGGUUUGAAUAUUAGUUCUGACUUUUGUUUGCUGUGUGACCUUGGGCAAAUUCAAUUUCAUCAUCUGUAAGAUACGGACUUCGUAGAGCUGAUGAGAGAUUUAAAUGCGAUAGUGUACUUAACCUGUGCAAGUCUCAUGUCCUCAUCUGGUAAAUUGCAGUAUCUGUCUCAUAGGGUUGUGGUGGAGGUUAAAUGAACAAAUAGGUGUAAAGUGCUCAGAACAGUGCCUGGCACAUAGUAAGUGUAUAAUAAGAGUUAUCAGCAAUGCGGGUAUUCGUAUUUGUAUACAUAUUCAUAUUAAGUGUCUGGCAAUUACCAAGUGCUCAAAUAAAUGGCAUGUGAAGGGGAUUCCCUGGUGGUCUAUUGGCACUCUGCAGUUUCACUGGCAGGGCCAGGGUUCAAUCCCUGAUCAGGGAACUAAGAUUCCACAAGCCUCCAUUGCAUGCCACUGGGCUCUUUGAAUUGGUUUUUUGAGGGCUCAUUCAGUGUGGACCAGAGUCUGGGAAGUCUGGUGGAGGAGGCUGUUGGAGAUGGUGAGGUGGGUCAUUACAGGCAGCAGAGGGGGACAGAUCAUUCAUGAGGAGCUGUGAUGCUGGGAGGAUGGCCAGGAUGGUGCCAGGUGUGUCACAUCACCAGCUUUCACGAUUUCCGUCUCCCAACCAUAGAGAUGAAUGUUCCCUUGAUAGAUGCUGUAGCAGGCUCAGAGAGGAUCAGCACACUGCAGAAUUCUCAGGGUCCCUGAGGAGUCCAAGGCUUGAGAGUUUCUGCAAAACUCCCAGGAUGCUCCGCAGCCCCAAGAAGCCCCCUGACCAUGUCUCACAUUUGGGAAGCUCUAGAAGAGGGGUGACCUGUCUAUCCCCCAGGAGGAAAAGCAGUGACUUCCCCAUCUUUAGGAGGUCGGUCUGGGGUCCUUCGAGCCUCUCCUGGGCAUAGGACUCCCAUUGUUCCAGCCCCCCUCUUGUACCUCAGACUAGCCAAACCGGUUCUGGGAAAGGGGGGCGGGGAGCAGGCACGUUGAGACAGCCGCCUGCCUGCCCGCGAGGUUCCCUCCGCCCUCGCCUCCCCUCUCUCUGCCCCACACAAUACCCAGGAGCUUGCAUUGCCUGGCUCAGGGGCCAUGCUGACAUCGCCCCCUGAGGACCUGGCUGCAACCCCAGAGCCCCCAGGGUGGCCUGGAGUCCUGGACCGUGCUGGAGGCUGGACGGAGCUCCCUGGCUGAGGUAGGGCCCCCCACUGGCUGCCAGCAACCCCAUCCUCCUCCCGCCAGUCUUCCCAAGUGAGUCCUUUGUGCCGCCCGCCUGGCCUCUGAUCCUGGCCCCCACACUUAUGGCCUCUUGGGGCUCCGCAGCCUGCCUGGCCUGUAUUCCCUUCCCCGUCAUGACCUCCUACUUGGCCUUGUCCCUUAAGGAGAAGAGGGGCCCUGGCAGGGCCCUAUUCCUCGGGCAGCAGGGCAGGGAGCACUAGGGAGGGGGCAGGGAAAAGCUGGGCACAGGAGGUCAGAGAUGCUUUCUCCGGACCACAGUAAUGUCCAGGGACCUCGCCUGCCAGCCUCGCCCAGGGGGCCCAUUGUCUAUGUGAUUGGCAGUGCCCACUGGAUGGGACCCUCCCUGGCCCUGCCCAUCCUUCUCAGCCUGCAGAGAUACUCACGAUGACAAGUGUUUCUUAGGUGGGGCAGCUGAGAGGGGCCCUAGGGGCUACUCUACAGAUGGGGACACUCAGGCCCAGGCCCAGGCUAUGAUUUGCCUAAGGCCACACAGCUGGUCAGCGUCAACCCAGGGCCUUGAACAAUGUUUCCCAUGUGGCUUCCACAAUGACCCUUGCCUAGUGGGCACUAGAGUAUCCUGUGACAAAAUCUUGGGCAGGUAUUGUCCCUGUUACCUGGGGCCAGUCUCUUCCUAAGGUUUUUUUUCUUUUUUUUUUUUCUAGCAGAGAUAAGCUAUAAACACUAUGAACAUAGCUCUGCCCCUCCUUGGUCCCCAGCAAUGAGGUUGAGUGGACCACAUCCAUGGAAGGCCACAGCGCUGGCAUCCUGGCUAGAUGGGUCAUUCUCAUUGUCCCUUGGCCUGGACAGAGGUGGAGGCUGACCCACCCCUGACUUCCUUCCUAGGGACCUGCCUCCAGCCUUGUCUCCCCCAAGGAAGCCUUAUACCCCCCCCCCAUUUACCCAGCCUUCUCCUCUUAAUAGGGGGUGCUACUUGGAAUUCCCUGGUUGUCCAGUGGUUAGGACUCUGUGCUUCCACUGCAGGGGGCACAGGUUCAGUCCCUGUUUGGGAGACUAAGAUCCUGCAUGCCGUGUAACAAAAAAAAUUUUUAAGAAAAUUGGGGGUGCUCCUGUCCCAAGGACUCCAUGUUUUGCUCAUUUAUCCCUGCAACUGACAAGGGUAGGGAAUUCCUCCCUGUCCUCUAGGGGCUUCUAGAACCCAGGUGGAGAGAAUCUCCCAGAAUGCAAGGGAGCAGAGGCACGUGUGUAUUCUUACACACGUGUACCCACAGAAGCAAGUGGGACUUCUGUGUGGAGGACUUCUGAUUCCAGCAGAGAAAAACUGUCUGGUGGGCAGUGGUCUCUUAUGUCUCCUGCCACAUGCUCCUACAAAAUAGGCUGUGUCUUACCUUCACUGCCUCAGUUUCCCUACCUUUGGGAUGGCCCAAGCCAUCCCUCUGACUACAAUAACACUCAGAAUAAUGGCUAUCAACUGCAAAGCUCCCACUAUGUGCAAGGUGAUUUAUAUACAUUAUUCUUGUUCUUUUUUUUUUUUUUUGGCCUCGGGGGUGUGGCAUGUGGCAUCUUAGUUCCCUGACCAGGGAUUUGAACCUGUGCUCCCUGCAUUGGGAGUGUGGAGUCUUAACCACUGAACCACCAGGGAAGUUCCCCUGAAGUAUUCUUAAUUCUCAUAUUAGCGUUUUGAAGCAUGACUAUCCUAUAUACCAGAUAAGGAAACAGAGAGACUUGCUCCCUGUGGGGAGGGUCUGGAGGAAUUCCUUAGGAGCAGCCACCCCACCAGUACUCCAGGCAGGGGAUGAAGAAAGCAGGGGGAAGCAGGUUGAGGGGUUGCUACAGAGUGGGGCCCAGUCACAGAUCUAGCCGUCCCCCACUGGGUUCUCCCCUCCUUCCCUCUCUCCCAGGGUCACUGACACUGUCACUGUUUCUCUCACGCAAAGACUUUCUUCCUAUGUCCAUGUAUUGGGUCCCUGGGUAUUUCAGCCAGAACAGUCGCUGUUACCUCUUCCAGGAAGCCUUCCUGGAAUGCCCGGGUUGAACUGAGCCCAGCACCCUAAUCUGACGGUUCCUCUGGGUUGGCUUUUGCCAACCUGGAUUGUAACUGUUUUCAUCUUUGGCUUCCCUACGAGAUGGGCAAUCCCUUGGGUCAUGAAACAUUUGCCCAUCUGUCCUCACAGUUUUUCUGGGCUUCACAUCUGUCUCUGAAUAUCUGGUCUGUCUGAAAUUUUCAGUGUCUCUGUCUCUCUGUCUCCAUCCCUGGGUCCCUGAAUGUCUCAGUGUCUGUGGUUUUCUGGUUUGGAGUGCUUUGGGAUCUUGGUUUCUGGGUUGCUAUCUAAAGGGUCUCAGUUCUCCAGGUCUCAGUCCCUCGGGUUCUUGGUCUCUGUCUCCUGCGUCUCCUGGCCCUGCGAGGCUGGUCACUGCCCGUUUGGCCUGAGGGGGCCUCUGGGGGGGGUCCUCACUGCCCAGCCUGCCCACAGCGAGGCCAGGCUAGGGGAGGCCCCCGCCCAGCCCGCUGCCUGUUCCCUCCCUCCCUACCCGCUUGCCUCACCACAGGGUUUGAUGAAUCAAACUCUUUGUCUGGGUGGGAUCUCCCCCAGCCAGCUGGGCAGAGAGAGGGCUUCCCCUGCCGGAGCAGCCGAACAUCAGCAGUGGGCCUCGGCUGGAGAGGCCCAGGUGGGUGGCAGAGCAGAGGAGGAAUGGACUGUGGGCCACCUGCCACCCUCCAGUCCCAUCUGGCUGGGCCACCUGGCACUGCCCACCGCCCAGUAGCUGUGUGCCAGCAGGAGAGUCUGUCCUUUGCAGAGCUACCCCCCCUGCAGCCCCCGAGCCCUGUGUGUCUGGAUCUCUUCCCCGUCACUCCAGAGGAGCUGCGGGCAUCUGGCAGCCGCUGGUCUCUGGGGACCCCUGCUCCUCUCCAAGGGCUGCUAUGGCCACCAUCCCCAGGAGGCCCAGACACCGAGAUCUCUACCAGUGGGGGAAUGCGGCCCAGCAGGGCUGGCAGCUGGCCACACUGUCCUAGUGCCCAGCCCCCAGCUCUGGAGAGACCCUGGAGUCCCCAGCACCCACAGCCACAGCGCCGGGCCAGCCAUGGCUCAGAGAAGAAGUCUGCCUGGCGCAAGAUGCGGGUGUACCAGCGAGAAGAGGCCCUUGGCAGCCCCGAGGCCCAUGCUGUCUUCCUGGAGCCAAGCCAGGCGACAGAGCAGACCCUGAGUACAGAGGAGCCUAGGCCGCUGGAGCUGCCUGGGUCCACCCGAGCGGGCCUCGAGGGACCUGAGCGGAGGCGCUUCUCAGCCUCUGAACUGAUGACCCGGCUGCACUCUUCUCUGCGCCUGGGGCGGAAUUCGGCAGCCAGGGCACUGAACCCAGGGUCAGGCGCUGGAGCUGCCCGAGAAGGGAAAGCAUCUGCAAGAGAGUCACGCAGUGUAGAGAUGAGGGUGGACGCUAUGGCGAUGCCGGCUCCUGUUGACCUGAGCCAUGGCAGCUGGCCGGAGCCCAGGCUGGAUGCGCAGGUAGAGCCGGCUCCGGGUUCCAGCAGCACCAGCGAGCGGCGCCAGUCACGCUUCCUCCUUAACUCCGUCCUCUACCAGGAAUACAGCGACGUGGCCAGCGCCCGCGAACUGCGGCGGCAGCAGCGCGAGGAGGAGGGCGCGGGGGACGAGGCCGAGGGCGCGGAGGAGGGGCCCGGGCCGCCGCGCGCCAACCUCUCCCCGAGCAGCUCCUUCCGGGCGCAGCGCUCUGCACGAGGCUCCACCUUCUCGCUGUGGCAGGACAUCCCCGACGUGCGCGGCAGCGGCGUCCUGGCCACGCUGAGCCUGCGCGACUGUAAACUGCAGGAGGCCAAGUUCGAGCUGAUCACGUCUGAGGCCUCAUACAUCCACAGCCUGUCGGUGGCCGUGGGCCACUUCUUAGGCUCGGCCGAGCUGAGUGAGUGUCUUGGGGCGCAGGACAAGCAGUGGCUGUUCUCCAAACUGCCCGAGGUCAAGAGCACCAGUGAGAGGUUCCUCCAGGACCUAGAGCAGCGGCUGGAGGCAGAUGUCCUGCGCUUCAGCGUGUGCGAUGUUGUGUUGCACAACUGUCCAGCCUUCCGUCGCGUCUACCUGCCCUAUGUUACCAACCAGGCCUACCAGGAGCGCACCUACCAGCGCCUGCUCCUGGAGAACCCCAAGUUCCCCAGCAUCCUGGCUCGCCUGGAGGAGUCUCCCGUGUGCCAGCGUCUGCCCCUCACCUCCUUCCUCAUCCUGCCAUUUCAGAGGAUCACCCGCCUCAAGAUGCUGGUGGAGAACAUCCUGAAGCGGACAGCACAGGGCUCUGAAGAUGAAGACAUGGCCACCAAGGCCUUCAAUGCCCUCAAGGAGCUGGUGCAAGAGUGCAACGCCAGUGUGCAGUCCAUGAAGAGGACAGAGGAGCUCAUCCACCUGAGCAAGAAGAUCCACUUUGAGGGCAAGAUCUUCCCGCUGAUCUCUCAGGCCCGCUGGCUGGUUCGGCAUGGGGAGCUGGUAGAGCUGGCACCCCUGCCCGCAGCACCCCCUGCCAAGCUGAAGCUGUCCAGCAAGGCAGUCUACCUGCACCUUUUCAAUGACUGCCUACUGCUCUCCCGGAGGAAGGAGCUGGGGAAGUUCGCCGUCUUUGUCCAUGCCAAGAUGGCCGAGCUGCAGGUGAAGGACUUGAGCCUGAAGCUCCAGGGCAUCCCUGGCCAUGUGUUCCUCCUUCAGCUCCUCCACGGGCAGCACAUGAAGCACCAGUUCCUACUGAGGGCGCGGACAGAAAGUGAGAAGCAGCGAUGGAUCUCAGCCAUGUGCCCCUCCAGCCCUCAGGAGGACAAGGAGGUCAUCAGCGAGGGGAAAGACCGCCCCCAGGUUCAGUGUGUCAGGACAUACAAGGCACUGCAGCCAGAUGAGCUGACCUUGGAGAAGACUGACAUCCUGGCAGUGAGGACCCGGACCAGUGAUGGCUGGCUGGAGGGGGUCCGCCUGGCAGAUGGUGAGAAGGGGUGGGUGCCCCAGGCCUACGUGGAAGAGAUCAGCAGUCUCAGUGCCCGCCUCCGAAACCUCCGGGAAAAUAAGCGGAUCACAAGUGCCACCAGCAAACUGGGGGAGCCCCCCAUGUGAUGGGCAGCCAUGGCCUGGGACACCAGCUCCACGCCCGGUUCCUGGACAGGUCUGGAGGGGGCCUGCAGUGUCUCCAUGCCCCAAGCUGCUGCUGCUGGGACUUUUGUUCCGAGGGCUGGCAUCGAGGGUAGAGGCUGGACACGGGAGGGGGUUGCCUCCAAAGAGUCUCCCCUGUCCUCAUACUCCUCAGUGUCCACAGUUCAGGGACGAGGGUAGUUUCUUCCUCUGGCUUCGGGGCCACAACUUGUGACUUCUGAUAUCUGGCAAGGACUGGAGCCUUCUCCCUUUCCUGCCCUUGACCCUGUCCUGACUCUUAGCCCCUCUGGCAGGGACCUGGCUGGCAAUUACUCCAGUGCUGAUGGGUGCUGGGACCUAUAUAUGUACAUGCAUCUGGAGCCUUCUGGCCUGAGCCUGUGUGGGCCCUGGUUGCUGUGACUUGUCUGUAAAUAAACUCCCAUGAUUCCUUUGCUUAGCGUCUGUGAGCCUUUUGGUGCAGCCUCCACCCGAGCCCCAUUUCCCCAGCUAAAGAUCAGGAGGGUCUCUGGAUCCCUCCCACCGGAGAUUGGCCCUUCUGUAGAGUUCACCUCUUAACCAGAAGAAGGUGAGAGGGGCUGUAUAUCAGACUGCUUUUGGCUGCAGUUAACGAAAUAUCAGAUUCAAAUAGGCUGAACUAUUAAAGAGAAUGUAUUAGUUCUUGGAUUUGUUUCUCACAGCUUCUUUAACAAAUUUUCACACACUAGGUGACUUAAGGCAACAAAAAUUUAUUCUAUCACAAUUCUGGAGACCAGAAGUCUGAAAUCGGUAUCAUUGAGCCAAAAUCCAGCUGUUGGCAGGGCUGUGCUCUGUCUUGUGGAGGAGAUGUGCUCUAGGGGAGAAUUGUUCCUGGCCUCUUCCAGCUUCUGGUGGCUGCCAGCAUUCUAUGGCUUGUGGCCGCACCACUCUAAUCUCUGCCUCUGUGGUCACAUUGCCUUCUUCGUGUGUCUGUCUAAUCUCCCUCUGCCUCCCUCUUAUAAGGAUACUCUGCAUUUAAGGUUGCAUUUGGGGCCCGCCCAGAUAAUCUCCCCAUCCCAUAAUCCUUAAUUUUAACCCAUCUGCAAAGAACCCCCCUCCCCUGCCUUUGUCCUAUAAGAUAAUAUUCACAGGUUCCAGGGAUUAGGAUGUGGGUAUCUUGGUGGGGGGCAAGGGGGAAGCAUUUCUCAGCCAACUGAGAAGUGUAGUGGCAGACUGGGCUUCAGGUAAGGCCUGAUCCAGUGGCUCAUCGAUGUCACUCACAACCCAGCUUUUUCCAUUUUUGUACUCUGUUGUCUUUAAGAUUGGCUUCAUCCUAAGGCUUCCAGGGCCUUCUUAAUUUACAUCCAACGUGGAAGAAGAGAAUUGUCUUUGUCCUAGCAUUCCCUGUCAAAGUUCUGGAAUGUUUUAGACCUGCUUGUGUCACAUGGCUACCUCUGGGCUGAUCACAGUGGCCAGAUGAUGGUGUGUGCUAAUAGACCUAGCCUAAGUCAGGUACUUUAUUAUUUCUGGAACCAGGUA